Molecule: messenger RNA, 747 nt
Organism: Alternaria viburni
Lineage: Eukaryota; Fungi; Ascomycota; Dothideomycetes; Pleosporales; Pleosporaceae
Exons: 2
Coding region: 1-747 (248 amino acids)
Source: RefSeq, a predicted model, not a curated record
AUGGACUUGAUCGAGCUUCCAGUAGAGCUCCUCAGCCGAGUAUGUCGCUUCCUCGGACGAGCAUCGGGUACCAACAACAACAAGUAUUCAUACAAGAACAGAGACUUUGGAUCGCUGCGAUCGACAUGCAAAGCCAUAUACGCCAGGACCGAGUUCGACGCAAGCAUUCGGUACGGCCUCCAGGAAUGCCGCUUUUAUCUCGAGCCGUCGUCGCUUGCUCUCUUCCUACACUUGUCCCGUAUCCCCGCCUUCCGCAAUCGAAUGGCGCGCAUAACUGUAUGCCCGCUCAAAAAACCCAAGACGAUAAGCGACUACGAAUGGUAUCUGCUACACGAGGACGAGUACAGCUUUGUGAGGUCCGGUGAAGCCGCCUAUAUGCUCGCCCAAUGUUUCCGACAACACCAAGAUGCGGACUCUUUCAUGGAGCUAGAGCUACCCUUUGGGACUCAUAUUUUCAGUGAACAGACAACUGUGCUGCGAGCACUGCAGCUGUCGCAGUUUCCAGAGAAGAUCGCCUAUGUCUACCUCUGGUUGGAAAACUCUCAGAAGCCCGAAUGGGCGCUGUUUGCAAACUCAUUGUCGGAAUUUCGACCUUGGAUCAUGAAAGCUGUCUUCUUAACACCAAAUGCAUACGGCAAAGAUGUUGCGAAGAGUCGCGAAGUUGGAGCUCACAUCAAGAAUGAUGCAGCGGAGUUCCAGAGCUUCGGAUAUGCCAUGGCUGCGAAAGUCUAUUCUCUACACACAUGA